Messenger RNA from Sungouiella intermedia, 1167 nucleotides. The record is from the annotation of a GenBank genome assembly. NCBI's taxonomy places the organism in Eukaryota, Fungi, Ascomycota, Pichiomycetes, Serinales, Metschnikowiaceae.
AUGGUCAGUUACUGGAAACCUUCGGGCUCCGAAUUAGACGAUCCAGUGUUCUAUGAGAACAUCAAGAAGCGUAUCCAAGCAGGCUCGCUCGCUGACGCUUCAGAGAUCGAUGAAGCCAAAAAUCACAUCAAGUACCCAGAGUACUUGACUAGAACGACUCUUGAACAUGAAGGAAGAUAUAACACUCAGGUGAAUCCUGGCCAUGAGAAUAAUGACAAAGGUCAUUUGGGAAAUCCAACAUUUGAGAACCUUUUCAAAAGUCCAAAAGUUAAGACUUUUGAUUUGUCUCCUAAUUUGGGGACAGAAAUUGAUGGUGUUCAAUUGAGUCAAUUGGAUGAUGCUGGAAAGAACGAUUUGGCGUUGUUUUUGGAAACUAGAGGUUUGGCCGUUUUCAGAAACCAGGACCUCAGGGAUCAAGGCCCAGAGUUCGCUGUGAACUUUGGAAAACACUUUGGGCCCUUGCACAUCCAUCCCGUUUUGUAUUCCGUGGAUGAUCACCCAGAGCUUUUGGUUACCUUCAGGAAGGCAGGAGACAGUUCCAGAUAUGCUCAGGAGCUUCUGUUCAAAACUCACAGUAACAACUUUGGCUGGCACUCGGAUGUGAGUUUCGAACAGUACCCUGCUUCGUUCUCCUUUUUUGUUGCUUUGGAGGCUCCUCCAUCGGGAGGUGACACCAUCUUUAUCGAUUUGCGUGAAGCAUACAAGAGAUUAUCUCCAACGUUGCAGAAGUUUUUCGAGACGUUGACGGUUGUCCAUUCCAACUAUUACCAGAACAAAUAUGCUGAACUCAGAAGCCAGGUUGCUAGAGUUAAAGGAGACUACUUCACUGAGCAUCCAUUGGUGAGAACCCACCCAGUGACUGGAGAGAAGAGUUUGUUCUUCUCUAGUGGUUUCAUUCAAAAAAUCAAGGGUGUGAAGCCUUCGGAAUCUGCUGCUAUCUUGAACUUCUUGGAAGAUCAUGUUACAAACAACCCAGAGUUCCAGGUUAGAGCUACUCAUAGAGGUACCGACUCCAGGACUGUGAUUGCUUGGGAUAACAGAUUUUUGCUUCAUUCUGCUACAAGUGACUUCCUUGAGCAUGAAACUGGCCCAAGACAUCACUACAGGAUCACUGUUCUUGGUGAAAAACCAUACUUUGAGAAGUCUUUGGCAGACUUGACAAUUUAG